AUGAGGGACCGAAGACAAGAGACUCGAGUGGAGGGUGUGGAGGAAGGAACUCAUCAAACAGGCCAGCUUCAGGAAAGGAACGUAUCCUUAAGGGUGGGGCCCUCUGGCCACUCGCCCAGUCGUGACUCAGCUUUGGCAGGCUGGCGAACAGGUCAGGGGCCCGGGGCUGUGCGGGACCGAAACAAAGCCGCGCUCGAACGCGCCCUCCCCGGGCCGCGCCGCACCUGCAGCGCCGCCUCGGCUCCCUCCCCUCCCGGGGGCGGCACUGGCUGUUGCCAGGCAGGCCCGGCCCGCGGCGGCUGCAGUUGGCUCCCGGUCUCCCGCCGCCCGUCGCCUCCGCGCCGCCUCCGCCCGGUUCUUCAUGAUUCCAAGGUUGCUGGCCUGAGAGUUACAUUUGGAACUGCAAGACACCUUCAGGGUCCCUUUGGCUUUCCUCUGGCGAUGGAGAAGACUUGGGUUUGGGAUCAGAUGGACAUGGGCUGGUCCUACAACCAGCUUCACCUGAAGAAUGAGACAAAGGGGUGCUAUUCCAGUCUGGGCCUAGGCAGAGCCAGCAACCUACCCCAAGGAUCCAAGUGUGUGAGGGAGGCCCUGCUCCAGCCAGGCUGGCUGAUCCGCAUGGAUUUAUCCUUACAGAGCACUGCUAAGCUCUACUAAAGUUCUGGCCCUCAGAAUUGGGAGCAAUAAAAACAGUUUGUGAUUUAAGCCACCACAUUUUGGAUAAUUUCCUUAUAUCCAUAAGUAACAAAAGCACCAUAGUCUCUGGACUCUAGUCUCUUCACCUACAAAUGCUGGUUCUGUCUUCCAUCUUUGAUAUUGGGCCUCCAUAACUCAUGUCCAUCUCUCUUUCCACAAGUGUGUCUCUCAACAUGUGGCUGCCAAACAAGCAGUUGAAAUUACGGAAAGUGCCCCCAAACCCCAGAGGUUACUAUCAUUCAUUCACCUGGAAUUUGUCAAGGAAAACAGAAGAAUGUAUUAUCUUGAAGCACUGGCUUGGGAGUCAGUAGCACUGGCUUUGAGUUUAAUUUUGGACUAGUUUCUUUCUUCAGGUCUCCAUCUCUUUAUCUGUAAAAUGGGAUAAUAAUAAUACCUACUUCAGUGUGAAUGUGAGGGUUAUAUGAGGUGGUGGUGUCGGGAUGUUGCUUAGCACGGUGCCUGCAUGUGGAAGGAAAUAAAGUGUAGCUUUCUCUU
Molecule: messenger RNA, 1191 nt
Organism: Marmota flaviventris (yellow-bellied marmot)
Lineage: Eukaryota; Metazoa; Chordata; Mammalia; Rodentia; Sciuridae
Source: RefSeq, a predicted model, not a curated record